GUAUCUAAGCGGAUGAAUUUAAUAGUGCAUUUAAAUUAGAAUUCAACGUGGUGUUUUUUAGGAACACGUGUCCCUGUGGUAGUUGUAUUGAAUCAACUUUGCAUGUCCUCUUAUAUUGACCUGCAAACUCUUCCUGAUAUUGACCCUGUCGCCCCACAUGACUCAUUUUAAUACCACAACUCUUUUACAAUCUUGCCCCUUAAUACAGGAUGACAUCAUUUUAAAUUCUUUAAACCGAUGUCGCAAGGAAUGUUGGAGCUUGUGCAGUCUGUGACAGGGAGAGUUACUGUGCGUUGUGUUGGGUGCUAUUCGUUAUGACCCUCCACGUGUUGUGUGUUGACACAGGCAGAGUUAAAGACAGCCAAUGAAAAGAAGGACCCAUCCCUUUAUAAGCACGGUCUUGAUGAYGAGUCAUUCUGCCAAACCUAGUACACAGGUAAGGACAGGCCACUCUCUCACUUAUUGAUCUUCAGCUACUUCUAUUGUUGUURMGUCUAUUUAGUCUGAAGAUUCCUGUGAAAAAUCAAAAAAAAACAUUUUCCCAUUUUUCUUCAGUGAAAAACAAAAACAUGCAUCUCAAAGUAGUGAUCUUCGCCUUGUCAUUUUUGACAACCACAGCAUACCCACUCCACCGUACCCGCAGAGAAACAUCACAGGCACUACGGGACAAUCAAGCUCAUGAGAAGACAGACCUCAACAAGGAUMUCAACGGGCUGUGGAAGAGCCAUGUGGAGAACAGCAACCUGUAUUCCCAGGACAGCCCCAACCCCAUGGUGAGCGAGAUCAGGCACAAGCUUACCCUGGAGUCCGAGAGGCUGCGCGCCCACCUUCYCCAGGAGCUCACUAAGCUGAGGGAGAGGCUCGCCCCGUACCCUGCCCACCCCCAGUCCAGCGAGUCRACCCUGGCCAGCAUGAGAGAUCGCCUAGGCCCCCUGAUCAAGCAGCUCCAGAGCGCCUUGGACGGCAACAGCCAGGAGCUGUGUAGCCACCUCAGGCUCUACUUUCAGGGAUUGGAGGCCGCGGAAAGCCAGGCGGCGGCCGGACCCACCCUAUACCUGGAGGCUGUGCAGUGGAUCAGCCAGACCUUGGACGACAGCAGUGCCGAAAUAACCUUCCUCAUCCAGGACUUCAAAACCAAGACGUCCAGCGUGAUCAGGGAGCUCAUUGGUACCAUUCAGGGGGACUUCUGGCAGGAGGUGAAUGUCCGACUGGGACAGGAGGUGCAGGCGAUGAGUCUGGAGGUCCAGGGCAGGGUGGGGGUGCUGAAAGCAAAUCUGGCCCGUCUCCUGCUGGCUCCACAGCCCCUCAAGGCAGUGGUGUCCACCAGUAUGGAUCAGUUCUGCCAGAGUGUCGCCUUACAGGACCAGUUGUUCCAUGCCCGAAUUGAGAAGCAUCUUCUGGGGCAGGAGUCACAGGCUCAGAGCCCCAGCGAGCCGCUCUCUCUACAACCUCUGGGCUUAUUGGAGGAGGACUUCUCUGCGAAACUAAGUGUUCUCCUCCAGGACAUUCUUAACAAUGUCCAGUYAAAGCAGAACAUAACUUUCCACACAGCAGAAUGAGAGCGAGAGAGUGCAUUGUGUCCCAUUAUAGGGYGCAUUUAAACUAUAUCAUUGUUUCUGCUCCUCGUGCUUAUACAUAUCAACUCCUCUACCAUUGUAUAUAGAGUACAGUAAGUAAUCCAUGUAUAUUUAUGAUGUUUCCAUUGUUGUGUUUAUUUCAUGUGGAUGAUUGUUGUAAAGGCAUUGUAUGUCGACUGUAAAUAAAGCUUGUGUGAAGUUUA
Molecule: messenger RNA, 1780 nt
Organism: Salvelinus sp. IW2-2015
Lineage: Eukaryota; Metazoa; Chordata; Actinopteri; Salmoniformes; Salmonidae
Product: apolipoprotein A-IV
Source: RefSeq, a predicted model, not a curated record